GAUCAAGAGUAGAGUAUAGGGGCCUACUUAGUAACUAUAUUUAUAGAUAGAUUCUAGAUCUAGAUUCUUGGCCUACUAAUAAUAGAUUAACUAUCUUAUUACUCUUAUGAAUUAGGUCUAGAUCUAAGUGUCAAAAGUCAUCAAAAGUGUUGGAUAAAGACAUCCAACUUUUACUCCAAGAUCAUGAAGAUGUGGUGUGAUAGCACCUGACCUUCUACUUCUAGAGUAGGCCUAUGGCUAUUCAGACUUCAGUGAAGUUGAACAGGUCUAGGACUCUAGGACUAGCAUGCUAGAUCUUAAGAAUUCAAUAAUUGUAAUGACACAGGUACUGGACCAAGUUCAAAAAGAUUAACAACCUUCAUUGUGAAUUGAGAUCUAAUUUCUUAUUCACUAUGUCUCACACACAAAAUUCACAAGUAUUUUACAACAGAAAUCUAAUUAAAUGUAUGCCGAAAGAUAACUCAUGCACAUCUGGUCAGCGUAAUGAGGAAUCCAUUAUAGUCGAAAAAGCAAAUAAUUCUACCAGCUAUAGCAAGAGUGAUGGUGAGGGAGAAAAAAAUAAAAAAAUAUUUUCUAGACGAAACCAGCAAAAUAGAGGUAGGGGCAGAGGAAGAGGUGGCUAUAUUACACCUUCAGAGACAAAGGAAAAUAUACAGGUUAAUGAGCCAAUUAAAGCAGAGUCCAAACGAGGCAGACGUGGUCAUAAUGGUAGAGGAAGAGAGAGAAAAUAUAACUAUAUGCAAAGAAAAUUUACACAAGCAGAAGGUGAUCUGAAUGAAAGAAAACAAAAUGAUAACAUUAAAUGCCUAGUAACUGAGAAAUAUGUGUCUAAAUUUGAUGAAUUAUCUUCACAAAAAGAUUAUUACUUUCAAGAACGAAGUGAAGAGUCAUCUCAGAAAAGGAAAACUAAUGAACCAUACAUCAAAAAUGUCAAGAAGAAUUAUGAAAAAAAUGGUGACAAUGACUCUAAAGAUCAAUACCGGUAUGUAAGAAGUCUUAACAAUGAUAAAAGUGAUUGGGUAGAAACAGACACAGCCAAAAAUAACAGAUACAAAAAGUACCAAUUGGGAAAUCAAAGAGGCGCUUUUACACAGAGUAUCAGGGACGCAGUAGAUGUAGAGAAAGCAGCUUGUGAUAAAAGGUCAUCAUCUCAAAAUAGAAGCAGGGGCUGUGGUAAUGAUAAACCAAAUUUUAGGGGAUGGGGCAGAAAAAGAAAGAAACAGGAACGAAGAGAGAAUGUUGAUGUUGAGGCAUUUACAAAGAAUACUAAUGAACCUAAUUAUAGUACACCUAGAGGAGGUACAUGCAGAGGUAGAGGAGGCUACAGAGGAAGGAGUCGAGGUAGAGGUUCUUUUGAGAUCAGUGGUAAAAUGAACAGGGUUAUUAAUAAUGCUACUCAACCAGAAAUAUCAUUAACACCAGAUGCAAUGAUAAAGAAUGGGCAUAACCAGGAGGAACAAAAGGAUAAUUUUGGCAUAGAGACAUUUACAAAUAACACUAAAGAUCCUAAUUAUCUUUCACCUAGAAGAGGUACAUACAGAGGUAGAAGGGGUUACAGAGGAAGGGGUCCAGGCAGGUUUUUUUGUGAGGUCAGUUGUAAAAUAAACAGUGUUACAAAUAAUACUACUCAACCAGAAAAAUCAUCAACAGCUAAUGAAAUGAUUAAAAAUGAAGAUACCAGGCUAAAUGUAAAUGUACUGCAGAUGGAAACUCCUACAAUAACUAAAAACCCAGGACAAUUACUCCAAAACAAAUCUCAAGGACACAGUAGUCAAAAUAUUCCUUCACAACCUACUCUGAAAUUAUCGUCGACAGUAGUUGAAAAGAAUACACAUUUAUUGAAUAGUAAUUCAGAAGGUAACGUAAAGCAAGCACUUUUUAAAGACAAGAUUUGUGCUAAUGCCAAUUCGGCUUCAAAAAGUUCAAUAAGUACAACCAAAGUAGCACCAAAACGGGAAAUAGAAAAUAUCCAAAGUAAGACAAGCCUGCCAAGAAUUCUGCAGAAUGUAACUAAAAUAAAAAAUUGCACUGCCACAGUUACUUCAUCAACUGCAGCAGGACCCAAUAAUACUCAAAUGAACCACAGUGUGGCAUCCAUACCCAGUCUAGCAGCGUUUAAAACAGUUAGUGUGCAAUCUCUAGAAUCAUCUACAAUUUCUAGCUUAGCAUCUCAACAAAAUAUGCCACCAACUGUUUCCAACAAAUCUCAAUUCAGCCUUAGCACCAACUCCGGUUUAGCACCAUGUCUAGCUACAGCAACAAAAGGUGCAAAUACUAAUUCCAGCCCUGUUUCAGCUGCAAGUGCCGGUAACUCAUUAAGAAAACAAUGGUCUACAAAUAGUCCUAUGAAAACUACAUCUCCACCAACAAGCAUACAUAGAACAGUUGUAAGUCAGGUUAGUACGAAGAAACUUUCCUUUCAGGUGACAGACUCUUGCAAGCUUGUGAUAAAAUCAUAUGGGAAUGUUACCAUAGAUGACAGUGAUGUCAUUGUGUCUUUCUUGGAUACAGGCUUGGAUUUGAAAAGCAAUGCAACAGGCCAAGCUAUUUUAAGAGUUAGUCCUAACCAUGAAGCAGAAAUAAAAGAAUGUUAUCGCACAGGAUCAAGUUCAUAUUUAGUUUCAAAAUACUAUCCAAGAUCUCUCAAUUGUUUGGCUAUUUGUCAUGCCCUCCACAAUGCAUGGAUGCCUGAUUUUUCAGAAAAGGUUUUUCACACUCAACUGAACCUCAUUUUUGAUGUAGUUAAAAAGGUUCAAGCAGAGACGAUAUCAUUUCCACCUCUUAGUUGUGACUAUCCAUUUUACUUCUCUGCAAAAACUGUUGUGCCAUCUUUUCUUUACUUUUUAUCUCAUUUGAACAUUGAAAAGUGCUUAUCAAAGAUUGUAGUUCAUGCAACAGUGUCUAAUGUAUUUCAAGAAUUUGAAUGUCUGGCUCCUUUUUAUUUGAAUAGGACUAAUGAGUCAAAGCUAUUGUUUUCGUUGCCUCUUCAACGAAAUACUUUGAGUUAUCUGAACAUUGCAUUAAAAAGUGACAAAAUAUUUCCUUCAUAUUGGAGCUUGAAUGGCGACAUGUCCGUUGAAAACAAAGAAACUGAAACAUCCAUUGAAAACAAAGAAACUGAAACAUCUUGGGGUAUGAGCUUGUUGAAAAAUAUUGUUUCAGCAGUGUCUAGUUGGUUUACUGGGGAGAGUGUUCCAGACUUCAACUUCAAAGAAGCCAAGCUUGUGGAUGUAAAUAAUGAAAUCAAGAUUGUUGUAACAAAUCUUGUAAAUCGUACACUGCAUCAGAAUGUGGUAGGCCAUGGAGCUGAUGCCAUUGGUGUGAGAUACUCCUCCUUUAAAAUUCUUGAUGUCAAGAGAAUUGAGAAUCCAACAUUAUUUGAACAAUAUCACACAGCUAGAAAAAGAGUAAUGGAGAAAAUGAUUAGAAAAGGACAUGUUUGUACAAGUAUUGGUACACUAGUGGGAUCAAAGGGAAAUGUUGUGACAUGGGACUCACUGCCUGACAGUCUAAAGAAAGAAUUAUACUCUGAGAUCAAUGAACACUAUUUAUUUCAUGGAACAAACACCAGUGCCGUUCACAGCAUUGUUGAACAUGGUUUUGACUUAAAGUAUUCCAAUGAAUGGUGUUUAUUUGGAAAAGGGAUAUAUUUUGCUGAAAAGGCUAUGAAAUCUGACCAGUAUACAGACAAACAUUUUCGACGUCCUAAUGGAACUAAGCUAACUAUGAUAAUGACAAGAAUUUUGCUAGGAAAUGCAUUUGUAUGUGAUGAAAGUCACAAAAAAGUAUCUAAUUUAGAUCCCAAAAAGAGAUUCAAGAAGCCACCAUGUAUGAGCUGUCAUGAUGAUCUGUGUUACUGCGGAAACAGAGACUAUUAUGACUCUGUGAUGGGAGAUGGAAAAUGGCUUUUUAGAGAGUUUGUAGUCUACGAUGCCAGCCAAUGUUAUCCUGAAUUCCUUAUAACUUAUGAAAGGGUUUAAGCUUUACCUUUUUAAACUGUCUUAUAAAAAAGGGUAAUAUCAGUGUCUGUAUGCAGUUUAAAGUUAGGUCCUCAAUUUCAUUCAACUUGAAAUCAAGUUCACCAGUUUCUAAAUUAUACUUGGAAAAAAAAUGUUGUAUGUAAUGUAUUCUGUGUUCAAAAAAGGUGUUCAAUAUGAUCUGCUAUAAGGGUGAAAUCCUUGCUUGUUGGGCCUUUAUUUCAUCUGAUGAAGACCCUGAAUUUUGUAUACUCUACUAACUCUAGUUUGCUCUCAGGGAUAUAGGAUGUUUCAAGUAAAUGAUGAUCAAAUAAGAGAAAAUAUAUAAAUCAAGAUGUAUUUGGCUUACCAAGAGUAGUAAGUACUUUGAAGUAAUUCUUAAAUCAAAAGUAUUGCCCAAAACCUUGGAUUAGACUAUAUAGCAUAUAUGGUAUCCUUUUAAGUUGUUCGGUUAAUAAUUCUUAUUUAUAGUUAGAUUAAAAAAAACAACAAAAAAAAUGUAAAUUUUAUUAAUAAGCCAUGACACAUAAACUUUUAAGCAAUAUUUUAGCUGACAUUUGGAUUAAUUAAUGGCUGCUUGUAAAAAAUUAAACUUUAUUAUUUAUAAUAAAAAAAACACAUUGAAAUGUAAAAUGUGUCUCUUGUGAAAAGAUGGAAGCUGUAAGCCAGCUAGGCAUGUCAAACUCAUUAAGGUGUAUGGGCCGCAUAAAAACUUAAUAUGACUUGAGGGGCCGCCGCCAAAAAUCAGUUGCAAAGCAUCCUACUAGUUUUUAUGUAAAUUAGAAACAAUACAAUAGAAUGCAAUAAUUAAUGGCUUACCUUUCCCUUAGUUAGCUAAAUUUAAAUUGUAGUACUAUUUGGUAACUAAAAAUUACUAUGAUUACGCCUUAUUUUCUUUGUCCUGAUGCUUGAGAUCUUUUCUGCGAUACAAGUUAUUAAUGUCAGGUUGAAGUUUGUUUGCCACUGACACAUUCAUCAAUGAUGACUAAUUUUGAUCAGAUAAUCUUGAACGGUGUGAUGUUUUUUUUAGCUUUCAUUAUGGAAAAGAACUGCUCACAGAGAUCAGUGCUGGCAAACAUAGAUAGAAUUCUGGCUGCAAAUUUCCGCAACUCAACGUACCGUUCAGGUAAAAAAAACUGUAAAAUUUUGGGACAGCCAAUUCUAUAUACUUAGCUUUCAACAAAGAAUCUGACUCAAUUCUAUAAACUUUAGUUGCACAUUACCAGCAGCAUUUUCAGAAGCAAAUGAAAAUGGAGAUACAAACAACGAAAAUUCUUGCUCGUAUGAAACAAAGUCACGAAAACGUUCAUUGAAAACAUCUACUAACGAUUCCAGGUGUAAGACAUGUUUACCAAAUGUUGUAGCCGUAUUUAAUCUUUUUAGUUCCUGAGACGUUGAAAAGUGAAGAUUUUCAUAAUUUUGCUUGAAAGCGCUUUACAUCAUCACACGCAGUUGUGACAGUUUUGUCUUUACUUUGAAGUUUCAAAUUCAAGACUUGCUAGUGACCAUUGAGACAACUGCAAAUGCCAAAUCCUGAACCCAAAUCUUGAACCCAUUCUUCAGUUUGGAAAUGUUCAACAGAUUCACCUGUCAUGUUCAGAAACAAUACAAUUUCUUAAUGCAGUGCAAAAAAUCUCUUCAAUACUUUAUGAAAGGAGAGCCAGCGGUGCUCUGUGUAGUAGGGAACACAAUCAAAUUUGUGUCCAAAGUCAUCCAGAAACAUUGAAAAUUGUCGAGGAUUUAAACCACGUGGACGAAUAAAAUUGAGAACGACUGAAACCGGUCUUAUGACAUGUUGGCACUGUAAUUGCUGUGCGCAGAAUGUUCCUUGGUGAAUGAUGCACUAAAAAUUAGCAAAUUUAAAAUUAGCAUCAGUCUCUCUUAUUUUUGCAAGUAGCUUUGCAUCAAAACCAUUUCAUUUCAUGGUUGGUGCACCAUCCGUUGUUAGACUAGCUAGCUUUACCAAAGAUAAAUUGUACUGCAAUAUCACCUGUUAUUUCUCAAAACCAUCCUCACUUGUGGUGUUAAGCAUAGAACAAAACUCAAGUAGCUCCUCAUGUAUCUCAAAAUUCCUGUCACAAGCCCUUAUGAAUAUUCACUAAAUGAUUUGCUAAGGCUUCCAAUUAAGUUUGACAGAAUGUAGCUGGCUUUCACUGCAGACCCAAAUCUCGUUGUUCAGUUUAACAAAUACUAUUUUUCAAUUCAAGUAACUUGUCAUCUUUUAUUUUCAUGCGUAAUAGUUCAACAUUUUGAUAAUUUUUGAGGUGGCCAAGUGGGCCGCAUGCAAAGUGGUCGCAGGCCGCAUGUGGCCCCAGAACGCCGUGUUUGACAUGCCUGCUGUAAGCCUUAAAAAUGCAUAUUUUGUGUGCUAUUGUUGAGUCUUAUUUAAAACAACAUAAACAAUGCAUUUAAGACAACAUAAAUCUGUUUAUUUACAUCUGUCAGGAAUAUGACUGAUUAUACAUAUUUAUUGUUAAUUCACUGCUACUUUGGGUUGUGUAUUUACAUAUGUUGAGCCAACUAUACAUGGCUUUCUGUAUGGUGUUUUAUUUUAUUGUUCCAUAUACUAGCUAUGUCUUUAAAUUUAUCAUUUACAUUUAUGUAUGCAUUGUAAUAUUAGUUGUAUGUUAAACUAUUCAUUUACAUGUAUAUUUUAGGCUAAUAUUCAAUUAUCUGCUUCAUUUAGUCAAAAAGAACAGUGAUAUUUUUUCCUAACAAUAAUUUCUCUAGAUCUAUAUGGGCCACAUUAAUUUUUUUUUAAAGUUUAAGCAAAUAUGUUACUCUAGGACCAAAUAUUAAUUAAAAAAAUGAUUUACUACCUUGCAAAAUUUUGAGUA
Messenger RNA from Biomphalaria glabrata, 6814 nucleotides. RefSeq lists its product as uncharacterized. The coding region runs from base 393 to 3980 and encodes 1195 amino acids. Gene Ontology annotation, molecular function: NAD+ poly-ADP-ribosyltransferase activity. The record is from RefSeq and is a predicted model, not a curated record. Lineage: Eukaryota; Metazoa; Mollusca; Gastropoda; Planorbidae. The transcript is spliced from 4 exons.